This is a messenger RNA of Pelmatolapia mariae (spotted tilapia), 1497 nucleotides long. RefSeq names its product nuclear receptor-interacting protein 3-like. Gene Ontology annotation, biological process: proteolysis. NCBI's taxonomy places the organism in Eukaryota, Metazoa, Chordata, Actinopteri, Cichliformes, Cichlidae. Gene Ontology annotation, molecular function: aspartic-type endopeptidase activity. The record is from RefSeq and is a predicted model, not a curated record. The coding region runs from base 84 to 860 and encodes 258 amino acids. The transcript has 7 exons.
UUAACUACCUGUCAUGUUACGGGGGAGUCUCCUCUUCUCAAGUGGACUUGACGCAUCGGGGAUUCCUCAUUAGGCUCGGUUGUAUGCAGGCAGUCAGAGAGCAGGGGCAACACACGCACACGCCCGCCAUCAUGUUUACAGGGAUGCGGACAGAGAACCGCGGAGAAAAGGUGGUCCUGGAUGCAGCGACUCUGAGGCAACAGAGGAGGCUGAAACAGGCGAUCCAGUUCCUCCAUAAGGACUCCGCUGAUCUGCUUCCUUUGGAUGGACUGAAGAAACUCGGGACUUCUAAGCAGGGGCAGCCACACAAUAUUCUCCAGAAGCGCCUACUGGAGGCAAAGCUGUGCAGAGGCAGGAUAAACAUGUGUGGAGUAACACCAAACCAUGGAGAAGUUCGUCUGAGCCGUAGCCAUGUAAAUUCACAGGAGGAUGAGGAGGAUGACUUCAUCCUUGUGCCCUGCAAGUGUCUAGGACAGGAAGUGAAUUUGCUGAUUGAUACAGGUUGCAAGUUGAAUCUGAUGUCCUCUGUGACUGCGGAGAGAUUUGGUUUAAAAGAACUGGUCGAAGAGAUCAAAAUGGAGAUAGAUGGCUUUCCAUUUCAGCGCAGGCUCUGCAUCGAUGGUCACAUCAAGGAGCUCGGCCUGACUGUCGGACAAAUCAGGAUAACUUGCUCAUUUGCCAUAGUGGAAAGUAACAAGCACCUCAUGUCCUUGGGCAGCAAAACUUUAAAGACACUCAAGUGUGUGAUCGAUACAGAAAAGCAGAUCAUGGUGAUUGGGACAACUGUGAGGGAGCAGAUUCAUUUUGCCAAAAAGCAAUUUAGUGAAGGCUCCACAGACUUCAGAGACCUGGGUUACUAGUUUUCCUAGCCACAAAUAAACCCACACUGACCAAAAGCAAUAGGAACAUUUACUCCUACAACCAGAUGCCUCAUUGGAGAACUUCAGAUUUCUACCUUCACACACUUUCAGUGUCUGUUUGCCGGUUUGCUUGCUGUGUUUAGAAAUCCUGAUGCUCCACAAUGACUUCACCGAGCUUAACGUUGGCAGCCGUUAAGGCAGCCGUUCUCACUCUGCAGCUGCUCGCACCUGCAGGUUAACAUGUAGCGUUCUUUUAGCCCAGAGUGUGUGAGUCUCGUAUUAGCAGUCGCUACAGUAGUACGUGGUGUGCAGGUAGUUAACAGAAGCUGUAAUCUCUAAGAUUGUGAUAUAACUGUGAUUUUUAGCUCUUUGUAAUAUCCAGCAAAUUAGUAUUAUGCUGACAGACAUGAUAUUCUACAGCCGUGGAGUUAGUUUGUGUAGAUUAGGAGCUCAGCACAAUCUAUUGAAUACAGAUUAGGUGUUUCUCUACUAUAUUUGAUAAUGUUGUAAAUGUAUUUUCUAGUUGAAUCGUGUAUUUGCAUUGAGGUCACUGCCUUUUAAUGUUUACAGGAUUGUAGUGACACUUAGGUUUUAUCACCCAACGGAGGCAAAAGUGUACCACUGAAUAAACAAAUAA